AUGGCAAUGGGAGGCCGUAGCAGAAGUAGGAAGAAAAAGCUGCUGAGUACGCAAACUCUGCGCACUGAAAAUACUCAGGAAGAAGGAAGCCCACCCGAGGAAGAAGUAACAGAGUUCUUCUCUAAGUCCUCAGGAAGAACUGUGGAGGUGGCAAAAAUGUGCGAACAGUACUCCUGUGACUGGAAGGCUAUUUGCACAGUUUUCGUAAGGAAUGAAAUGGACUACCUGGAAGGUCUUGAAGAAGAGGAAGGCACCCCAUACAGGGCAUGCAGGAAGUAUGCUGGAAGGGAGACCUUCAAUGGUCUUGAGGUCCUGAAAGAAAUAAAGGAAGUGGUCUCGGAUGAAGAGUCCGCAAGCGACUCCCAGGAAGAACGGCAGGAGUCAGCAGCAUUUGAAACUGAAACAAACCAGCGACAGGUAAGUCUUAGCUCAGAAACAGAAGAAACCAGCAAGGAAGAAGCACCCACAAUCUGCGAAGCAGCAGAAUGCUUCAUAGGAAGUGAAUACAAGGCAGUCUUCGAAGACUCCAAAGGAGAAAGCUUCAUCACCUAUGUCUGCAGCUGCCAUACAAAAAUGACAGUACCGGACAUGAAACUAAAGGAAACCAAACCACUGAACAGGUCUAUGUCCGCUUACUCGUUGGACUCAAUACAGGUAAGCCAAGACUAUGUAAUGGAAGAAAUCGUUUCUAGGACGUUAGAUACCAUGGAGAAGGAGCUUGGUCAAACCCAAGACUCCAGAUGUAUACUAACCAGACCCUACAAGGAGCGCACCAUGCCAAGAGACAGAGCAAGUCCCUACUAA
This is a messenger RNA of Paraglomus occultum, 804 nucleotides long. Lineage: Eukaryota; Fungi; Glomeromycota; Glomeromycetes; Paraglomerales; Paraglomeraceae. The record is from the annotation of a GenBank genome assembly.